AUGUUCGUAGAAGAACUAUCAUCGCGAUACACCGAUCCAACACUCACAGUAUCUUUCUGGUGUUCGGAGGAAGGACACCCUCAACCGGAUAAAUCUUCCGCAGAGGGGUUCUCAGUCCAUUACCCAUCAUAUCAAUCGAUCGUGACUGUCGGUCGUCCAAGGGAAGUAACUCGCCGCACACAUGAAACUUUGAUUCAGCUUAAGAAGAUAGCGUCGGAUUUUCAAAAGAGGAUUGAUGAUACCUCACAGGGUCCCAAUAGACUAAAGCAGCCAUGGUAUAUUCCCAUCUCAAAGUUGAACAUCGAUUCGACAGUUGAAGAAUACAAGAAUGCCACAAGUGAAGGGAUGCGAGAAUUUUACAUGUUUCUCAAACAAACACAUGAUGAGGUAACUGAUAAAUAUGGAGAAGAAACUUUCUUAGGGCUACUGGACGAAAGGGGACAUCAUGAGUUUUGGAGAAGGGGCAAGCAUCGAUUACCCAAAUUUGAAAGAAGUGCUCAUUAUCAAUCUUUAUCUCAGUUCUGCCAAGCUGUCCAUGAGCUCAAAGCCAAAACCCAAAAGCAAGUCGAAGAGGAAGAAGGAAGAACGGGAGCGAUAAAUCAUGAAAGACAGCCAUCUGAUCAAGAUCGAUCGUGUUUAUCUAGAUUUCUUAAUCGAAUAAAGUUAAAUUCCUGGUCCUACUUCCGCUCAGAAGAGGACGAGAUCUUGCAGGGACCACCUUCCCUUGUGAUUAUUUCGUACGUGACGGAUGGUAGUACGCCCGGACCUAAAGCCAGGAAAGGUCAGAGAACGCGGCUAGCAAAAGGUGCAAAGGGAUCAAUCACAGUUUGUCGUACUGAUCCAAAGUCUUUCCCUGCAGAUAACGAUACCAAUACUAACUCUGGAUGUGUUCAAGAUAAUGACAAAGACCAACUUGAUCUAUUCAUGAAUGAACUCAAAACAACUUUGAAUGAAUGGAAAACAUAUGGAUCAGAGAAAAUUGCGAUUGAUUCUCGAUAUGGCUCGUCAUAUUUCCUCGAUAUGAAUGAACAAUGGGAAGGCAGAUUGAAUCUCAUCUCCCGAGGAGCAAUAGUCAAAGCAAGAAGGUCGUUUCCUGAAUCCCAAAAAGACAUAUCGAUCGUAUCGAUGAGUGGAACCGAAUUGAGGUCGAUCGUUCCUGAUACUGCUAGAAGAUUGGGAGUAAUCAACUGGGCAGAAUAUUUCAAUGAGUUGACCAAUAAUAAUAUACCGACUGAUCAGCUAGCCCCAUUGCCUCAUGCGAGGGAAAGUCAAGUACCGAAGAUGGACGAAGAUACGUUUGAAUGUUUGAGGUCACUGAGUAAGGAACCAAGUGAUAAGACUGGGAGUCGAACACGAAGCUUUACUGUGGAUUAUAAGCAGAGAACAAUCCCAACCAAGGUGGCGGACGGGGACGAUUGA
Kwoniella botswanensis is the source of this 1419-nucleotide messenger RNA. RefSeq lists its product as uncharacterized. NCBI's taxonomy places the organism in Eukaryota, Fungi, Basidiomycota, Tremellomycetes, Tremellales, Cryptococcaceae. The record is from RefSeq and is a predicted model, not a curated record. Bases 1 to 1419 code for a protein of 472 amino acids. The transcript has a single exon.